Messenger RNA from Conger conger (European conger), 8613 nucleotides. It is a transcript of the gene atr, whose product is annotated as ATR serine/threonine kinase. Lineage: Eukaryota; Metazoa; Chordata; Actinopteri; Anguilliformes; Congridae. Bases 98 to 8044 code for a protein of 2648 amino acids. The record is from RefSeq and is a predicted model, not a curated record. The transcript has 47 exons. Gene Ontology annotation, molecular function: protein serine/threonine kinase activity; protein binding. Gene Ontology annotation, biological process: DNA damage checkpoint signaling; protein phosphorylation; telomere maintenance. Gene Ontology annotation, cellular component: nucleus.
AAACUUUUUGAGCAAUGUGCCAUGGACGCAUAAGGACAGAUCUAACGUUGUGCUGCUACCGUUCAGCCUGUUAUUGACAAGUGUUUAUAAUCUUAUUAUGAUGGAGCAGGGCCUGGAAAUGUCAGCCAUGAUUCCUGCUUUGCAGGAACUUGGAAGUGCCGGUUCUACGGAGUACAACAGCGUAGUGCAGAAACCACGACAAAUACUUUGUCAGUUCAUUGACAGGAUUCUGACAGAUGUUGACGUCGUCGCAUUGGAGUUGUCCAAGAAGAGCAGUUCGGCACCAGCCUGUGUGAUGUUGCUAGACUUUGUGCAGCAUAUCAUAAAGUCUUCAUCUCUGAUGUUUGUGGACCCAGCCUGCCAGCUUGAGCGCUUCAAGGAUGUGGAGCACAGUUGCACUGACUUCAGCAAGUGGAUGAUCACUCGGCUUCUCCGCAUUGCCGCUGUGCAGGAGUGCGAAAGCCUUCAUCAGAAGAUCGCCUCGGUCAUCUGCUCUUUGCUGCAUCUCUUCAGAGCCAAGAGCCCCGUCAUUUUCGGGGUGCUGUCCAGGGAACUGAUCGGACUCACGCAGGACUUGGUCAGCCUACGCGGUAGGCCCGCCUGGGGCGGUUCCCCGGUGUGGCCGGUGACUCUGGCGAGGUUCACCGUGACGCCUACGGGUGCUGCCGGAUACCUCACGCCCUCCACCCUGCAGGUGACCUCUGGGGUUGCCGUGGAAACGCUGAAAACCACGACGCUGGCGGUUCUCACCGACGUCCUGCGAGGGGUGUUCUUCCGCGGCGAGGCACGGACGGUGUGGGAGGUGGGGUGCGCCGACAUGGCCAGUGGGGGCCCCAGAGUGAAGAAGGUCGCCAUGGCACUGCUGGCCCACGUAGUGGAGCUCGGGGGGUUCCCUGAGAGACAGGCCCAAGCCUUCUUCUCCGCCUACCUGCGGGUCCUGGGGUCCCUGGGCUCCAUUAACCCAGCGGACUUAAACCUCUACGGGCCGGAGCUCCGGCAGUUAUCUGGACAAGUGUUCGUUCUCGAAGGCCACACGCACGCCAGGUUUGAGCGGGUCCACCUGAACGCGUUGAUGGAGACCCUCCACGGGCUCUUGGCGAAGGGGCUUCUGGCAGAUCUGGUAUCGGAGGACGUUAAAACAAUGCUGUGCCGAAACUUCCGCUUUCUUUUGGCCUCUGUCCCCCCUGUCUACGAAUCUGCUGUGCAAAUCAGGAGGGAGCGUGUCAACGACAUCUGCAAAGCUCUCGUCAAGACCAUCGGCUCCCAGCCGCACAUGGAGUAUCUGGAAGGGUAUCUGCAUGCUGCCCUGAUGUCCGAAGGGAUGGAACUCAUUCAGGAGCCUCAUCCUGGCUCCUCCACCUCUGAGGAAGCAGAUGGGAAUGAGAACGAGAUGCCCGCCAAGAGGCUGCGCUUGUCUCUCGCACCCUCGUCGGGAAAGCCACUUAAAAACUCAGUUCAGGUGGAGGUGACGCUGAGGAGCGAGGUGUGGGCCAUGGUGGAUGCCAGGCUGGAGGAGCUGGUAGCACAGCUGAAGGACCAGCCCAGCUCUCAGGCCGUCUGCACCCUGGAGGGGGUGGCCGUCAUCCUGCACCUGGCUGCACUGUGCUCUGCGCAUGGCCAAAGCAAGCCCGGGACCAGAGGCCCGGAGGUUAAAGAGCCUGGUGCCGAAACGCCUGCAGGCCCUGCCCCCCCGCCCCGGCCGGUCUGGGUGCAGCCCCGGACACUGGCCCAGGCGGUGGAGGGCUGCCGCACCGUGCUGGCUAACGCCGACGGUGAGGAUGAGCUGGAGCCCUGCCUGGACCGCACCAUCAGGAUCCUGGAUGCCAUUCUCUACAUGAGCUUCAGCAGCCAGAGUGACCUAGGCCUCCACAAGAGCCUGUGUGCCCUGAUGUCAGUGCCCUGGGUCUGUGAGCAGUCAUCUCACCCCUCCUACCAAUCUGCUGGCUUCUCCUCCAACCUGCUCAGCCUCAGCCACAAACUGGCCAGAUCCUUCUCGACCGGGGCUCGAGCGCACUGCGUGUACCUCCUGUCCCUGCUGUCGAAGAAGACAUGCCCGGACUGGAGGUCAGCGGUGUACCGGUGGGCCCUCCAGAGCCAGAGCGAGGAGGUUAGGGCCAGCGCUGUGAGGGGCUUCCCCAACCUGCUGCACCACCUGGGGGUGAAGUCCCACAGCCUGAUCCACGAGAUGCUGCUGAACAGGCUACAGGACGGCUCGGUCCAGGUGAAGACGGAGUUGGCGGGAAUCACGGGGCGGCUGGCCUGCUGCCUGGCGGGGAACUCUCACCUUGGCGUCCCGCAGACCGAGCCUGAACCCCCCGAGGGGUUCCUCUGUCCCUGGCUGGCUGUGUGCAGCGCCCACCAAGGCAAAGCCACCUCCAUCGGGGCCUCCAUCUUCACCCCCUUCCUGACACUCCUGAAGCCCGACACCGACAGCGCAGUGAAACUAGCUUUUAUAGAGAACAUCCCACACCUGUGCAAACACGUGGCGGUGGGCAGUGGAGACCCGGACACCAGGUCGCUGGUCACUGGGCUGGUGGGCCUCAUCGAGGACCCGGGGGAAGAGGUCCGCAUGUGCUUCAGCAGGAACAUCAAACAUCUGCUGGAGUGCUGGGAAUCGGACGGCUACCUGAAGGAGCUCCUAGUCUCUCGGCUGAAGGACGCAUACGCCAAUGCCAAAACCAGUCAAAACGACGACGUGAAGAACACGCUGAUCUUCACCACGGGAGAGAUUGGCAGAGCCGCCACGGGUAACCUGGUCUCCUUCGCCCUGCUGCGGCUCCUCCACUGCCUGCUCUCCAAGUCACCCCAGGUGUCUGUGGCGGCCUACAGUGAGAUACGGGCCCUGGCCUCCUCCAGAGACCUCAAGCUGCCGUCCUUCUUCAGCCAGUACAAGAACCCUGUCUGCCAGUUCCUGGUGGAGUCGCUGCACUCGCGUCACGUGACCGCCCUGUGCUGCUCGCCCGACCAGAGCAACGAAGCCCUGCAGGAGGAGGCUGCCCGCCAGCGGGAGCUGGCCCUCGACAUCCUGUGCCAGGUCGCACACGUCUUCGACUUCCCCGACCUCAACCGCUUCCUCACCCGCACCCUGCAGGUCCUCUUGCCCUACCUGGCCGCCAAGGCUAGUGCUACUGCCUCAGCGCUCAUUCGCACCAUCGCCAAGCAGCUGAACGUCAACCGCAGGGAGAUCGUCAUCAACAACUUCAAGUACAUCUUCUCCCACCUGGUGUGCUCCUGCACCAAGGACGAGCUUGAGAGGGCCUUCCACUAUCUCAAGAGCGAGACGGAGAUCGAGCUGGGGAGCUUGCUGCGCCAGGACUUCCAGGGCCUGCACAACGAGCUGCUCCUGCGUCUGGGGGAGCACUACCAGCAGGUCUUCAACGGCCUGGCCAUCCUGGCCUCCUUCGCCUCGGGAGACGACCCCUACCAGGGCCCGCGCGACAUCACCACGCCCCAGCGCAUGGCAGACUACCUGCAACCGAAGCUCCUGGGCAUCCUGGCCUUCUUCAACAUGCAGCUGCUCAGCUCCAGCGUCGUCGAGAAGGACAAGAAGAAGAUGGCGCUGGACAGCCUGGUGGCUCUGAUGAAGCUCAUGGGACCCAAGCACAUCAGCUCAGUGAGGGUGAAGAUGAUGACCACCCUGAGGACUGGCCUCAGAUACAAAGAUGACUUCCCAGAGCUCUGCUGCCAAACGUGGGACUGCUUUGUGCGCUGUGUGGACCCAGCCUAUCUGGGGCCUCUCCUCAGUCAUGUGAUGGUGGCUCUGUUGCCACUCAUCCCUGUCCAGCCCAAGGAGACGGCGGUCAUCAUGCACUACGUCAUCAUAGAGAACAGAAAUGAAGUGCAGGACUUCCUCCAUGAAAUCUACUUCCUGCCUGAUCACCCGGAGCUGAAGGAGAUCCACCAGGUCCUGCAGGAUUACAGGAAGCAAACGUCCAAGAGCACAGACCUGCAGGCUGCUCUACAGCUGUCCAUGAGGGCCAUUCAGCAUGAGAACGUGGACGUGCGCAUCCACGCUCUCACCAGCCUGAAGGACAUGAUGUACAAGUGCCAGGAGAAGCUGCUGCGGUACGUGAUGGACAGUGAGACGGUGGAGCCGGUGAUCUCCCAGCUGGUGACGGUGCUGCUGAAGGGCUGCCAGGACACGCACCCCGAGGCUCGGCUGCUCUGCGGGGAGUGCCUGGGGGAGCUGGGGGCCAUCGACCCGGGAAGACUCGACCUCUCCACUGCCGACACACAGGGGAAGGGCUCCACCUUCGUGAGCGGGGUGGACGACCCCAACUUUGCCUACGAGCUGCUGACCGAGCUGACCAGGACCUUCCUGGCCUACGCAGAUGACGUGCGAGCGCAGGACUCUGCAGCUUACGCCAUGCAGGAGCUCUUGUCGGUAUUCGAGUGCCGCGAGGGCCGGACCGACUCCCCCGGCCGGAGGCUGUGGAGACGUUUCCCGGAACAGGUGCAGGAGAUCCUGGAGCCCCACCUAAACAGCAGGUAUACGAGUUCUCAGAAGGUGGUGAACUGGUCCAAACUGAAGAAGCCAAUCUACCGUAGCAGCCGUGGGAGUAAGUUUGCUGACUGGUCAGCCACAUGGGCGGGCUAUCUGAUAAGCAAGGUCAGGCAUGGGCUUGCCAGCAAGGUAUUCAACUGCUGCAGCUUCAUCAUAAAGCACGACUACAAAGUGACCAUCUACCUACUACCUCACAUCCUGGUGUACGUGCUCCUGGGCUGCUCAAAGGAAGACCAGGAUGAGGUGAAUAAGGAGAUCAUGGCCGUGCUGAAGGAGGACGACGCGCGCAUGGUCCGGCCUCAGGAGAGCGAGUCUGGGCUUAGCCAGCUCAGCACCCAGACGGUCUUCUCCUUGCUAGACCACCUGACCCAGUGGGCCCGCCACAAGCUACAGGCCCUGAACACGGUGCGGACAGGCGGACGGUCCUCCCGCGAUCAGGCCCCUCAGAGCGACUCGGGGCUGGAGGACGGAGAGUACCAGAGCGUGGUGUCCUUUCUCCACUGCAUCCCUCAGGAUGUGCUGGCCAAGGCCUCCUUCCGCUCCAGGGCCUACACGCGCGCCGUAAUGCACUUUGAGUCCUUCAUCAUCGAGAAGAAGCAGAAUAUCCAGGACCACCUCACCUUCCUGCAGGCCCUGUACGCAGCCAUGCACGAGCCGGACGGGGUGCGCGGGGUUAACGCUCUGCGGAAGGAGGAGCCCUCGCUGCGGGAGCAGAUCCUGGAGCACGAGAGCAUCGGCCUGCUCCGCGACGCCACCGCCUGCUACGACCGCGCCAUCCAGCUGGAGUCUGACCAGAUUGCACAUUAUCACGGGGUGAUGAAGUCCAUGUUGGGACUUGGACAGCUCUCGACAGUCAUUACUCAAGUCAGCGGCGUGCUUGCUAACAGGCCGCAGUGGAAAUCCGAACUGAACACAUACAGGGUAGAGGCUGCCUGGAAGCUCACCCAGUGGGACCUUCUGGAGGACUACUUGGCUUCAGAUCGAAAGUCCAACACGUGGAGCCUGAGGCAGGGCCAGAUGCUGCUGGCUGCCAAGAAGAGGGACUCUGAAGCUUUUUACGAGAAGCUGAAAAUCAUCCGGAAGGAGCAGGUGGUGCCUCUGUCGGCCGCAAGCUUCGAGUGCGGGACGUAUCAGCGGGGAUACGAGUACAUCAUAAGGCUGCACAUGCUGAGUGAAUUGGAGCACGCCUUCACAGACCUGGAGAAGCAGUGGCAGAAAGGGCCAGGGCCGGGGCCACGGGAUAGGGAGCAGACACUCAACUGGCAGGCCAGGCUGGAGAUGACCCAGAACUCCUUCAGGGCCAAGGAGCCCAUCCUCGCCCUCCGCAGGGCCAUGCUCAGCUUGAGGGAGGGGGAGGCGUACGGGGACGUAGUGGCUGAGUGCUGGCUCCAGAGUGCCCGUGUGUCCAGGAGGGCCGGCCACCACCAGACGGCCUUCAACGCUCUGCUCAACGCAGAGAACUCCCGUCUGUCCGAGCUGUUCGUGGAGAAGGCCAAGUGGCUGUGGUUCAAGGGGGACGUGCACAAGGCGCUGAUCGUCCUUCAGAAGGGGGUGCAGCAGUGUUUCCCUGAUGACCAGCCGCUCACAGACCCCAAGAGCAUCCAGAUCAAGGGCCGGGCCAUGCUGCUGGUUGGCCGUCUGAUGGAGGAAACCGCCAACUUUGAGAGCAACGCCAUCAUGAAAGCCUAUAGGGAUGUGACCACCCUGCUGCCAGAAUGGGAGGAUGGAAACUUCUAUCUGGCCAAGUACUACGACAAACUGAUGCCCAUGGUCACCGACAACAAGCUGGAGAAACAGGGCAAUCUGAUUCGCUACAUCGUCACCUUUUUUGGAAAGGCGCUACAGUUUGGGAAUCAGUACAUAUACCAGGCAAUGCCCCGAAUGCUCUCUCUGUGGCUGGACUUCGGUGCAAAAGUUUAUGAAUGGGAAAAAGCUGGGCGCUCCGACCGCCUCCAGAUGCGGCAAGACCUGACCAAGAUAAACGCAGCCGUCAUUGAGCACACCGCCAACCUGUCGCCCUACCAGUUCCUGACCGCCUUCUCUCAGCUCAUCUCCCGCAUCUGCCACUCCAACGACGAGGUCUUCUCCGUGCUGCUGGAGAUCGUGGCCAAGGUCUUCCUCGCCUACCCACAGCAGGCCAUGUGGAUGAUGACCGCUGUGUCCAAGUCCUCAUAUCCGACCCGUAUGAACCGAUGUAAAGAGAUCCUGAUGAAGGCGACCAGCCUGAAAGAGUCUCUGGGGAAGUUCAUCGGUGAUGCUGCCCGGCUGACCGACAAACUGCUGGAGCUCUGCAACAAACCUGUGGAUGGGAACAGCAGCACGCUCAGCAUGAGUGUCCAUUUUAAGAUGCUGAAGCGGCUGGUGGAGGAGCCCACCUUCAGCCAGAUCCUCAUCCCCCUGCAGUCCGUGCUCAUCCCCACACUGCCCUCUACUGGCGGGGCCAACCCUGGCCAUGACGCCUUCCCCGGCCACUGGGUCUACCUGGCAGGUUUCGAUGACAGCGUGGAGAUCCUGCCCUCUCUCCAGAAGCCCAAGAAGAUCGCUCUGAAAGGCUCGGACGGGAAGUCCUACACCAUGAUGUGCAAACCCAAGGAUGACCUGAGGAAGGACUGCAGACUGAUGGAGUUCAACUGCCUAAUCAACAAGUGUCUGAGGAAGGAUGCAGAGUCCAGGAGGAGGGAGCUCCACAUUCGGACGUAUGCGGUCAUCCCACUCAACGAAGAGUGCGGCAUCAUCGAGUGGGUCAACAACACUGCCGGCCUGCGCCACAUCCUCACCAAACUCUACAAGGAGAAGGGCAUCUAUCUGUCUGGGAAGGAGUUACGCAAAUACAUUCUCCCCAAAUCAGCCUCAAACAAGGAGAGGCUGAAGCUGCACAAGGAGGUCCUCCUUGCCCGUCAUCCUCCAGUCUUUCAUGAGUGGUUCCUCAGGACUUUCCCGGACCCCACUUCAUGGUACAGCAGCAGAUCUGCUUACUGCCGCUCUACUGCUGUGAUGUCUAUGGUGGGGUAUAUCCUGGGACUGGGAGACCGUCACGGAGAGAACAUCCUGUUCGACUCCCUCACUGGAGAAUCCGUGCACGUCGACUUCAACUGCCUUUUCAACAAGGGGGAGACGUUUGAUGUGCCUGAGGUGGUCCCCUUCCGCCUCACCCAGAACAUGGUUCAUGCCAUGGGCCCCAUGGGCACAGAGGGGCUCUUCAGACAGGCCUGUGAAGUCACCAUCCGACUGAUGAGGGAUCAGAGGGAGCCGCUCAUGAGCGUCUUAAAGACAUUUCUUCAUGACCCCCUGGUGGAGUGGAGCAAGCCUGUUAAAGGAACAUCCAAAACGCAAGCCAACGAGUCCGGGGAGAUCCUGAACGAGAAGGCCAAAACCCACGUCCUGGACAUCGAACAGCGCCUCCAGGGAGUGAUAAAGAGCAGGAACAAGGUGUUGGGUCUUCCCCUGUCCAUCGAGGGCCAUGUCCAUUACCUCAUACAGGAAGCCACGGAUGACAAGAAUCUGUGUCAGAUGUACCUGGGCUGGGGGCCCUAUCUGUGACCAGCGGUACUGCACCACUUUACAGCAGACCCACGGAAUGUGCAAUGUAUGCUGAUGCUGAAAUUCUCACUGUGGAGUCUUGUCUCAUUGUACUGUACCUUUUUAUACAAAAUAUCUAUUACAUCUGUUUCGGUUGCUUAAACAUUUGUGGGAUGGGAAAUAUGCCUUGGGGGAAAUAUGUGAGUAUUAGCUGCAUUGAAUGUAGUAUUGUCUAUAAACAUAACAGAAUAUAAUGUUGGGGGUGCUGUGAGUCCCAGGCUGCAAAGCUAACACUGACUGAAUUUGGCCUAUGCCUGUUGUCUUGUUCUGACUUCUAAGGUCAGCAUGUUUGUUACACGUCAUAAGAGCAUUAACACUUUGUUGCCUUGGAUAGCAGCGCUGAGAAGGCUGUUCCAAGCAGGUUUUGCUUAUUAGAGCCCCCUCACAUGUCUUAAUUUUCCUGUGAAAUAUUGUUAUUAUAAAAGGAAACAAUAAAUGGAGCGGCAAUAGCAACGGUGAUGUAUAUAGGUUAUGUAUAUUUUUUGUGUUGCACUGAAAAUUAAAAUAUUUCUUCACUUUUGUGAAUUUUA